Messenger RNA from Marmota monax (woodchuck), 3023 nucleotides. RefSeq names its product cyclin O (gene Ccno). The record is from RefSeq and is a predicted model, not a curated record. Gene Ontology annotation, molecular function: cyclin-dependent protein serine/threonine kinase regulator activity. Gene Ontology annotation, biological process: regulation of cyclin-dependent protein serine/threonine kinase activity; mitotic cell cycle phase transition. Lineage: Eukaryota; Metazoa; Chordata; Mammalia; Rodentia; Sciuridae. The transcript is spliced from 3 exons. Gene Ontology annotation, cellular component: cyclin-dependent protein kinase holoenzyme complex; centrosome; cytoplasm. The coding region runs from base 73 to 1122 and encodes 349 amino acids.
UCUGUCCUGCGUACGUUUGCAGCCCGCCGCAGCCCGGGCGUUGGGGUAGUAGAGCGGCCACCUGGCUACGUCAUGGUGACCCCCUGCCCCACCAGCCCCUCUGCCGGAGCAGGGAGGCUAGACAACAACCAGAAUUUUCGAGCCCCCGUGAAGAAGAGCAGGCGCCCGCGCCUCCGGAGGAAAGAGCCGCUUCAACCCCGGAACCCCUGCACGCCCCGAGGAGACUCCGGAGUUUGCGACCUUUUCGAGUCUCCCAGCUCCGGUUCGGACUUUGCAGACAGCCCCGCCGAGUCGGUGGCGCGAGACUGUAGCCCCCUGCAGGGUCCUGCCCGGCCGCUGGAGCCGCUAGAUCUACAAACCUUCCGGGACUACGGCCAGAGCUGCUACGCUUUCCGUAAGGCUCAGGAGAGCCGCUUCCAUCCGCGGGAGUCUCUGGCGAUGCAGCCACAAGUGACUGCGGAAUCCCGUUGUAAACUGCUCAGCUGGCUGAUCCCAGUGCACCGCCAAUUCGGCCUCUCCUUCGAGUCACUGUGCCUGACAGUGAACACUCUGGACCGCUUCCUCACCACCACACCAGUGGCUGCAGACUGCUUCCAGCUGCUCGGGGUCACCUCUCUGCUUAUCGCUUGCAAACAGGUGGAGGUGCACCCACCGCGCGUGAAACAGCUUCUGGCCCUGUGCUGCGGAGCCUUCUCCCGGCAGCAACUCUGCAAUCUCGAAUGCAUCGUGCUGCACAAGCUGCACUUCAGCCUGGGUGCCCCCACCAUCAGCUUCUUUCUGGAGCAUUUCACUCACACCCGCGUGGAGGCCGGACAGGCUGAAGUCUCGGAAGCCCUGGAAGCACAAGCCCUGGCGCGGGGGGUGGCUGAGCUAAGCCUGGCUGAUUAUGCCUUCACUGGCUAUGCUCCCUCCCUGCUGGCCAUCUGCUGCCUGGCGCUGGCAGAUCGCAUGCUGCGGCUGCCACACCCGGUGGACUUGCGCCUGGGCGAACACUCAGAGGCGGCGCUGCAGGACUGUCUGGGAAAGCUGCAGCUGCUGGUGGCCAUAAACAGUACCUCUCUGACUCACAUGCUGCCCCUCCAGAUUUGCAAGAAGUGCAACCUGUUCCCAAGCUUGAAAUAAAGCAGACCCUUGGGCUUCUAUUCCCUGGCCCCGGAGGUUGGGCCAAUGUCUUGCAUUGCUUCUGAAGAGUGCAGUAUUGGGGGCGGGAGAAUGAAUAUUCAGGACUCCUGCUUGCCAUCCUGUGGGUUGUACAUCUUGCACCUCAGCAUAGCAGAAUCUAGUAAUUUAUUGUGCACUAAACAAAUGAGGGAGCUGUCUUUCCCCCUUUCCCCAGUAAAGAGGCUUUUUUUUUUUUUUUUUUUUUAAUCUGAAUGCUGCAAUUGCCCUGUCUGUCCUGGGGAAGGAAGGUGAAGUCAGCCCCAGAAUGGGGCAGCUGAAACUGUUCCAGGGAUGCUCUCCUCCCACUGAUUCACUUUGUAGUUAGCAUCUCUGUGAAACCCAUCUGGCAAGGUUUGGGAUGCCACUGUUCCAAUGAUAAGACCAAUCAGGGUCACUUGUCUGCUUGAAUUCUGUGACUCUUCUGUUAGGAGCAUGAGGACUGUGCAACCCCAGGGUUACAAAGGGUGUGCUGGGGUGUGAGACAGAGUAGAACCCACAAAAGUCUAUGAUGUGCAGAGGGGCCAUAGGCUGCUCUUGCUAGUGAAUGUGAUGGCAGAGGUGGGAAACCAUGUAGGCACACUAGCAGAGGGCAAAAAGCAAGAAAUAUUUCAGUAUAGAAUCCUACAUCUACCAACAGAUGUUGAAAAGGAAGGCUUUGCAGGCUGUUGGGGCUAUUGAGCCCAUUUCCUUGUAGCCACCUCAUUAAUGCUGCUACAUGUGAGCUCAAGGUAAUGAUUGGAUUAUAGUAGUGAAGGCUAUAUCGAGUGCUUGUGAUUUACCAGGCACUGUUUAUCAUUAGUUAUUUUGAUCAUCUAAUGGUUGUUUCAAGCAGUUUACUAUCCCAGUUUUCAGAGGAUUACACUGGCACACAGAAAGGACUUGAAGGCUGGUGAUCUGAGUCCAGAGUACUACCCUUAGCCACACUGCUAAGCUUCUCCAGUUUAUAGGUUUCUAACCAUUCUCAACAAAAUCUGUUCCCAAAAUAGGUGCCACACAGUUAUUUACUCAGUGUUCACCAUUCAUUAGGGACUAUAAAGAAUCUAUCUAUAGAGUCAGCACAGGGCUGGGGGGUAUAGCUCAGUUGGUAAAGUGCUUGCCUCACAUGCACAAGGCCUUGGAUUCAAUCCCCAGCGCCACAAAAGCAAAACUAUGGAGUCAGAACGGUCCUUACUUCCAGUCAUAAGGAUUCAUGUUAUAGAUAGGAAAACUAGGCUGGGAAUUGAGAUAGAAGCUUGCUUGGUUUCUGUGGUGCUACAGUUGUCACAUCAUCAUUCUCCCUGUCAAAAAUCUCCUGUAGGCCCUGAAUCUCAGCUUCUUAACCUCUUUGAACUCUAUAAUUGAAACCAGGGUUGUUGUAGAGUUUAAGUGAGAUUAAGUUUAAAUGUGAGGCAGUAUCAAGUAGUGAGUCAACAAGUAAGGCUCUGGAGUCAAUUUGAUGGUUGACCUUAUGCAGGUAUAUGCCCACAUUCCAUCUAUAAAAAUGGGUAUAACAGUAGCAUCUGUUUGAAAGUGUUGAAGUACGACUGUAAUGAGAAGCUCUGUAUAAGCACAGGUGGCAAAUAGUGUCUUCAAAAAGCAAAGAGUAACCUAGACAAUUAGGAGAAGGAUCCUGCAGGGGCAAAAAAAACAAAAACAAACAAACAAACAACAACAACAAAAAAAAACAACCUUGGGACAAAGAAAUAGAGGGAAAUGUUAAUGGGGGAUGUGAAUAUAUGGUUCAUUGAAUUGUUGUUUUUGCCUUUUAAAAAUUUCUGUAUGGUUGAAAAAACUUAUUAUAAAAAGUUUUGGAGGGGAAUCCCCAGUCAUGUAUACUGCAUUUAAAAUAAAACAAAAUGUAUGGCAAAUAAAAAGCAAACAAA